UCAUCGCAAACUUUGGAUUUUACAGAGCCCCAGAUCAACGUUUUCCAUCUGCUUCAGGCUUACUUGGAAAACCCUCUUUUGUUGGCUUUGUGUGGUGAUAAAAAAAACAGGCAUAAUUGUGAAUGAAGUGUAUUUAUGGGAGUGAUUGUGGCAACUUGAAUGUGUGUAAAAAAACUGCAGCAGUAUGUUGCCACCUGUGAAGAAGGACCGGGUCAUUACUCACCUCCCCAAGUGUUUCAGUCCAAAUGCUGCCCUCCACACCAAAGCAGGCUUCCACCCACAGGUGAAGGCCAUGUGCCAAGCUCAGAAGGCAGAUGCCAUGAGCUUCAACAUCGCCAAGGUGAUUGUGGUGGGGGACGUUGCAGUUGGCAAAACCUGUUUGAUCAGCAGAUUCUGUAAAGGCGCAUUCAGCAAGACCUACAAAGCCACCAUUGGAGUGGAUUUUGAGAUGGAGCGAUUUGAAGUGCUUGGUGUCCCCUUCAGUCUACAGCUGUGGGACACGGCUGGUCAGGAGCGGUUCAAGUGCAUCGCUUCCACAUACUACAGAGGAGCACAAGCCAUCAUAGUGGUGUUUGACCUAAGCAGUGUGAACUCGUUAACUCACGCCAGGCAGUGGCUGGAGGACGCCAUGAAGGAAAAUGACCCGUCCAGUGUCUUACUGUUCCUUGUUGGAACCAAGAAGGACCUCAGCACUCCUGACCAGUUGGCUCAGACUGAGCAGGAAGCCAUCAGACUCUCUGAGGAGAUCAAAGCGGAGUACUGGGCUGUGUCUGCAAAGUCAGGAGAAGGUGUCAGGGACUUCUUCUCCCGAGUAGCCUCUUUGACGUUUGAGGCCAAUGUUCUGGCUGAGCUUGAGAAAAGCGGCUCGAGGCACAUCAAAGACAUCAUCAGGAUCACAGACAGCACAGAAGCCAACUACACACCCAAGAGGAAGUCCAACUGCUGCUGAGGCCGAAGGCAGGAGCUCCUGGAUUUUAACAGCAGCAAAAAGCGGAACGCAGAAUGGGAAAACCAAGCAGUAACACGGACCCAGCGCUUCCCAAAUCGAGUCCUCGAAGGCCCCUGUCGGCUGCUGACGCUGGGCCUGUAUUAUUCUGCAAACAGCCCCAGAUGCAGCUGGUUGUAACCCAAACCGUAGCGUUGGUAUUGUGAAUUCUAACCUGAGCCUGCAGCAAACAAGCCGCGUCGGCUCAGGAAUGUUUAUUGUGCACCAGGCCUGCAACAAGCAGGGCUUUGUGACGUCCCCGGUCACGUAAAUGCAGUGGCGUGCACAGACCUCUUAAAGGACAGGGGUGGAAAUAAAAUAAAAGGGCACGUAAAACCACUGUUGAGGGCACUUCAGACAUAUGUUUUACAUGCCCCCGAGAGGGCACUUUAGCAUGUGUUUUUCAGCAAUUUAGCCCCCCUCCGUGCACGCCACUGCAUGAAUACUCUUGGUAAAUGCCCUCAUGAUAAGUUCUAUGUGUCCGAAGCGACAUUUUUCUGCUGCAAUGCCCGAAAAACUCAGAAUAACAGCAGCGGCAUUGCUUUCAGUUUCCUCACUGACCUCCUGUCAUGUGCUGCCAAUUUGCUGCCCCGGCCCGGUCCAAUGACCACCGUCACGCCCAUAGAGAAACUCGCUCCUCUGACACAUGAGUUCACAUGAUCUUGCAAAUGGAGGGAUUGUUUGCAGGAAUGGAAACGAGCUGCAAGUUACAUCUAUGGCCAACUGAUUCCCACUGAGACUCAGGGAGGAGGAAAGAGGAAAGCAGGCGCCUUUUUGAGCCUCCACACAUCUCUUCAGAAAGCAUCCAAACACUUUACUUUCCCUUUUUGUACACUUAAGUUGGUUUUAAUAAAUGGUUCUCAAUAAAUCCUUUCUGA
Messenger RNA from Menidia menidia (Atlantic silverside), 1863 nucleotides. The record is from the annotation of a GenBank genome assembly. Lineage: Eukaryota; Metazoa; Chordata; Actinopteri; Atheriniformes; Atherinopsidae.